CGUAACGCGGACGGCGUCCGGAUCGAUGGCCGACCGCCGCGCCUCGGUCAAUUCCCCCGGCGACGCCUCCCCCUGGCCGGCGUCGAUUCUCCUCGCCCAGGAGGCGUACGUCGCCGUCAGCAGGAACCACACCACGGCCACAGCCAAAUCGAGGGUCGACCAUACCGUGGAGGUCACCUUCUGGAUCGCCGACCCACCGGCGGUGUCCUUCUACACGUUCCACUGCUCCAAGCCCCCCAUCUCCGACUCUGAGGACGCCGACUUGGAAGUUCAGCCACACGUGGUUGGCGCGGAGGGCCGAUUCGUUCUUAUCCGCACCUCUUUUGCUUCCGGCGACGGCGAGUAUGAAUUCUUCAUCUACAAGGGCGACCCCAGGUCCCCGUCCCUCGACAGCGUCCCGCUUCCCGAUGAUGAUUCGCUGCACCGUGUUAGCUAGUUCGGAAUCGUGCCCCGUGGUGACGGGGACAUUAUCUCCUGAUUGCACUCUGUGACGCAGUGACCUUGAAGGAUUACCGACUUCACAUCUAGGAUCAAGGAGCUGCUCAACCCAUGUCCUGGGGUCCUUACGAUUGCACCCGACAAGGCCAUGUUGCUCCGAGAUGGCGUGCUGGUGUGGGUCGAUUUGCUGCGCGGCAUGUUGGUGUGUGACAUACUUCAAGAACGAGAACCCCUUCGUGCGCGCUACAUCCCAUUGCCUGAGCCAUUGCCUAGAAACAGAGAAGAAAUUUUGAAGCAGUUAAUCCCGGGAGCUGGCGUCAGGCGUAUUCGGGAUGUUGCCUAUGUCGAUGGUCUGAUCAAGUUUGUUGAGAUGGAACACCGCGUCACUGUAACAGAGAUUGUAGAGGUUCCUCCUGAAAAGCCGUCUGACCCCAGGGACAAGACUGUCCUCUAUGAUUCUGACUUGAUCAUGCUCUACAAGCGUAAACAUGUGGACAACAUACCCAAGACGCUGCGCACAAUGAAUGGUUGGAGUGCCAUGACAUGGACUAGGGAGAUUGGGUCUGACUGUUGGCUCAAGGGAGUCAUUGUUGAUGUUGAUGACAUUUUGGUCGAUGACUCCGCGUUUUCGGUCUUACUGUCUGGCCAAAGGAAUGAAUCCGCUGGGAGCUUGACAUUCAAGAACAUGUACUCGGCUUGCUCCAUCCUGAGUACAGAUGGUAAUGAUAUCCUUUACCUCAAGUUAUCCAGGAAAUGGAGUGAUCGAUCUGGAUGGGUGGUUGCUGUUGACCUUGAAGAGAAUACACUGAAAGUGGAAGCACCUGGGGCGCACCCAUUUGGAAGAUAUUCUCCUUUCGCGGCAAACAUUCCUUCCCUGCGCAUUGGUGAACCAUCUAAAAAGGACUCCUGGCAUUAAAGUCUCAGCAAUUCAAACCGCACAGACAAGCAGCUCUGCGAAUGAGCCAAAUAAUGCAGCUAUCUGUGUCGGUGAGCCUGAUUCCUAUGAAUCUGAAAACAAACGUCCAAGGC
Messenger RNA from Triticum dicoccoides, 1467 nucleotides. RefSeq lists its product as uncharacterized. NCBI's taxonomy places the organism in Eukaryota, Viridiplantae, Streptophyta, Magnoliopsida, Poales, Poaceae. The transcript has 3 exons. The record is from RefSeq and is a predicted model, not a curated record. Bases 587 to 1354 code for a protein of 255 amino acids.